AUGUCGGAAACAUACCUCUUGCAAAUAUGCAUAUCAAUGGCGAUCGUAACAGUUGGAUACGUCUUGACCAAUGUGGCCUACUAUACAGCCAUUACAGCAGAAGAACUCGUCCUCUCCAGUGCAGUUGCAGUGACAUUUGCUGAACGUCUCCUGGGAAACUUCUCCCUGGCUGUUCCCAUUUUUGUUGCAUUGUCUUGCUUUGGCUCAAUGAAUGGUGGAGUUUUUGCUGUUUCAAGAAUGUUCUAUGUAGCCUCUCGAGAAGGUCACCUUCCAGAGAUCCUUUCUAUGAUUCAUGUACACAAGCAUACUCCUCUGCCAGCUGUCAUUGUUUUGUAUCCACUAACAAUGGUGAUGCUGUUCACUGGGGAUAUCUACAGCCUCCUGAAUUUCCUCAGCUUUGCUAGGUGGCUGUUUAUUGGUCUGGUUGUUGUUGGACUCAUUUAUCUACGAUACAAACGACCUGAGAUGCAUCGCCCUUUCAAGGUGCCAAUCUUUAUACCAGCAUUAUUUUCCUUUACCUGUUUGUUUAUGGUCACUUUAUCACUAUACUCAGACCCCAUAAACACAGGUAUCGGUUUUGCCAUUACCUUGACUGGUGUUCCUGCUUACUACCUGUUUGUCAUCUGGGACAAGAAGCCAAGAUGGUUCCAAAAAUUUUCAGGUAAAGUUAAUCAAGUUGUAGCAUGA
Bufo gargarizans (Asiatic toad) is the source of this 687-nucleotide messenger RNA. Its product is annotated as cystine/glutamate transporter-like. Gene Ontology annotation, cellular component: membrane. Bases 1 to 687 code for a protein of 228 amino acids. Gene Ontology annotation, biological process: amino acid transmembrane transport. The record is from RefSeq and is a predicted model, not a curated record. Lineage: Eukaryota; Metazoa; Chordata; Amphibia; Anura; Bufonidae. The transcript has 6 exons. Gene Ontology annotation, molecular function: L-amino acid transmembrane transporter activity.